ACGAUCGUGGGGUGGCUGCCAAGUGGCAAGCUACAGAGUUGAGAAAGAAAGACGCCGACGGAGAGCGUGGUGAAUUGGGCUUGAGCCUUGAUACUGUACUGGUUUUGGACGCCGACGGGCCGGCCCGGUGGCCACCAAUACUGUAGCCUGGGUGCCGCGCCCUCUGAUUCCUCCUCCUCGACUUGCACGGCGAAUCCUUUCUUCAUCUGCUCCUGGUCCUGCGGCAGCCGGCGGCGUGAGCAGCGUCCGGGUCCUCCCAUCUCAGGUUCUCAGCCGCUGCGCGAGGCCGCCGCUGCCGUCGUCCGUCAUCCAUGGCGCACCUGCUCUCCUCUUCCUCCCAGGAUCCUUCCAAUCCCCAGCACAGGGUGCUGAUAACGAACAAGCAUGGAGAGGAACUUGUGGGGCUGCUGCAUCCUGCUGGUUCGAACAAGAUUGUAGUCUUGUGUCAUGGCUUUACAGCCUCCAAGAAUGAUAGCAUCAUUGUUGAUCUGGCAGAUGCACUAACAAAACAAGGGAUAAGCAUCUUUCGCUUUGAUUUCAGUGGAAAUGGAGAAAGUGGAGGAGAAUUUCAGUACGGCAACUACAGGAAAGAGGCUGACGACUUGCAUUCAGUCGUCUUGUAUCUUUUUCAGGAGAAGUAUGAUGUAAAAGCUAUUGUUGGUCACAGCAAAGGAGGAGAUGUGGUUGUUCUGUAUGCUUCUCUGUAUGACAAUGUACAUAUGGUUGUUAAUCUGUCUGGCCGAUUUUAUUUGGAGCAAGGCAUUGAAGAACGCCUUGGGAAAGAAUUUAUUGACAGAAUAAAUAAAGAAGGUUUCAUUGAAGUCACAGACAAGUCAGGAAAGGUUUUAUACAGGGUAACAAAAGAGAGCUUGAUGGAACGACUGAACACUGAUAUGCGUGCAACAAGCCUUUCCAUCAAAAAAGAAUGCAGCUUCUUAACAGUUCAUGGUUCAGCUGAUGAGAUCAUUCCGGUGGAAGAUGCAUAUGAGUUUGCAAAGCAUAUACCUACACACAAACUCUGUGUCAUCGAGGGAGCAAAUCACUGCUACACAGCACAUCGUAAAGAACUGUCCGAUGCUGUAGUGGAUUUUAUUACAUCCAAAGAGGCAGGGGAUACCUCAUUACCAAAAGAUAAUGAUUUCUGAUAGAUUGCUGCUUUAGACAUCUGUUCGGACAACUUCCAAGCUUAUUGGAGCUCCAUCUGAUUAUGGCAAUUAGAGAUGAUGGUCAUUCAACUCCUUUUUUGUUCGAGAAUGUAAUAUUGCAAACUUGUAUCUUUGGAACUAACUAUUGAAAUACAACAAGUUGUCAAGAAAGCCUUGAAACACGA
Brachypodium distachyon (stiff brome) is the source of this 1330-nucleotide messenger RNA. RefSeq lists its product as uncharacterized. The transcript is spliced from 8 exons. The record is from RefSeq and is a predicted model, not a curated record. Lineage: Eukaryota; Viridiplantae; Streptophyta; Magnoliopsida; Poales; Poaceae. Bases 312 to 1145 code for a protein of 277 amino acids.